AUGUCCACCAAGGGUGCAGCGACAGUCAUGUCCAAGGCCCCCAAGGCUCGCCAUGUGGAUGAGAUUGCCCUCCCCAACCUCGGCGAGGGCUUGUCUGGCGACUCGAUCGUUGUCGGCUCCAACGGAGUCCCCCACUACAGUUCUGCUACCUGGUCUGCUCGUCACCCCACAGUUGGUUUGACAGCAUCUGGCCGCUCUCGCGAUCCACGACGCCCUCACCAGCCAAUGGUGACACCUUUCUCGAAGACUAAUCCAGAUGAAAAGCACAUUCGCGAGAGCAUGCCUCUCAGCUCCAGUCUACACGAGGAUCCCCGUGAGGCACUAUUGAAGUAUGCGGAGCAGGCGGAGAAGAACCCCAUAUACACCAGCGCAUACCGAGAGACUCAGCCAACUGCCAUCUACGCGGAGCUGAGUGAUGAGGAGGAGAAAGGGCCUGAGAAGAAGAAAGCCAGGCGUUGA
Molecule: messenger RNA, 459 nt
Organism: Penicillium salamii
Lineage: Eukaryota; Fungi; Ascomycota; Eurotiomycetes; Eurotiales; Aspergillaceae
Source: the annotation of a GenBank genome assembly